AUGGGCUGCGCAAUAUCAGGACUGGCACCAAAAACACUUGGAGAGACAAAAACGGAAGAAGAUGUUGCGCAUCUCAACGAGAAGCAAAUCCAGAUGAUCAAAGAGUCCUGGAAAGUUAUCCAGGAGGACAUUGCGAAAGUUGGAAUUAUUAUGUUCGUCAGGUUAUUUGAGACCCAUCCAGAAUGCAAGGAUGUAUUCUUCCUGUUCCGAGACGUGGAGGACCUUGAGACGUUACGUACCAGCCGGGAGCUGAGGUCGCAUGGCCUACGAGUAAUGUCCUUCGUUGAGAAAAGUGUGGCCAGACUGGACCAGCUGGAGAGACUAGAGGUUCUGGCUGUGGAACUAGGGAUGAGCCAUUACCAUUACAACGCCCCACCCAAAUACUACAGCUAUGUAGGAGCAGAAUUCAUCUGUGCUGUCCAACCCAUUCUCAAAGAGAGAUGGACCCCUGAGCUUGAGGAGGCAUGGAAGACCCUGUUCCUGUACCUGAGCAGGCUUAUGAAGCAGGGCUACCAGGAGGAGACAAGCAGACAUCACCAUGAGGCAGAAUCCCGCAAGGAAAGGCCAGAGAAGAGGAACACACCCAGAUGAGAGGCCUGGCUAUGGCUGGCCUCCAC
This is a messenger RNA of Salvelinus namaycush (lake trout), 617 nucleotides long. Its product is annotated as neuroglobin-like. Lineage: Eukaryota; Metazoa; Chordata; Actinopteri; Salmoniformes; Salmonidae. Bases 1 to 591 code for a protein of 196 amino acids. The transcript is spliced from 5 exons. The record is from RefSeq and is a predicted model, not a curated record. Gene Ontology annotation, molecular function: heme binding; oxygen binding.